Molecule: messenger RNA, 1935 nt
Organism: Exophiala mesophila
Lineage: Eukaryota; Fungi; Ascomycota; Eurotiomycetes; Chaetothyriales; Herpotrichiellaceae
Exons: 3
Coding region: 99-1631 (510 amino acids)
Biological process (GO): late endosome to vacuole transport via multivesicular body sorting pathway
Cellular component (GO): multivesicular body
Source: RefSeq, a predicted model, not a curated record
CUCAUCUCAAUUCAACUACACCCAGACAAUUCUAUCCCAACUUGCAAUCAUCCUCUGCUGAUACUGAGCUUCUUUUCACUCCCUGUGACCCCUGCGUCAUGGCAGCUACUAUUCCCACCGCCCUCAAGUCGGCUGAUAUCACCCGCUUCGCCCACAGAGCUGCGCAACUCGAACAGCCGAAGCCAAUAGUUGCCUACUGGUGCGAGUACUGGAUUGUCAACCAGAUCCUCUCAAAAGGCCUUCACAAUGCAGACCAAGAAUGCCUCGUCUAUACGACGACUCUCAUGGACAAGCUCGAACAGUUCAAGUCACAGCACGCCGAUGAGCCAGAAGUUACCGAUGACAUGGUUGGCAAAGCAUACAUAGAGCAAUUUGGUCUCGAGACCUUCGAAAGGGCUGAUAACGCCGUCAAAGCCAACAAAGCCACCCGACAGACUGCGGAUACCUACCAGGCCGCCGCGACCUUCCUUGAUCUGCUGCAGAUCUUCGGUGCUCUUGACCCUGAGAUUGCCGCAAAGGUCAAAUAUGCAAAAUACCAUGCCUUACGAAUCGCUAAGGCUCUCAAAGCUGGCGAAGACCCAAACCUCUCCAACCCAAGCCAAGAAACACACGCAGAAGAACAGUUGCCUGCUUUAGACCCCAACGAUGCCGACGUGAAGGCAUUGGACGGCGCAUCUGCGAAACCAAGACAGCCUUCGGUGGUCGAGAUCCCAGAUGAGGCAGACCGAUUACAGAAGACUCUCUCCCAGAAAUCAGUUCUCGAUGAAUCAUUACACCCCUCAAGAGAAACAUCGAUCCCACCUACGAAGCGGAAGACCGAGCGGCAACCGUCAGUUGUGGAAGUACCAGAUGAAGCAGAUCGGCUGCAGCAUAACCUGGCCAAGCAAUCAUCUUUGGAUGAAUCGCUCCAUCCCUCCCGGCAACCCUCCUUGCCAGACACCCCAAAUAAUGGCGUAUCUCCAAUCGCCGCUCAAGAUGCUGCAGCAUUUUAUACCAAUCAACAGAAUCCUGUCGACGUCUCUCCCUUGGACUCACCAGAACGCAAGCCCUCUGUCGGGGGUAACUACUUCCCCGUGGUUCCUUCAGAAGCCGCUCCUGAUCUACCUUCAACUCCAACUGCUGCCGCUGGAGGUCCAGUUCUUCCCUCAGCACCCAGUGAUUUGGUAGGUCGAGGUCCCAGUCACCCUCCCGCACCUUCCAGCAUCGAUACAACAUCUGCACGAGCAUCUCUGGCGUCUUUGAACAAGGCAGGACAUGCCUCACCACCGCCCCCUGCGCACAGACAUGGCAAUUUUCUCCCACCCGUAGCGCCAGGGCAACAACCUCAAAUCCCCCCCAACCUCCAGCCACAACAGCCCCCUCCUCAAAUGCCCGUCAACCCUCCGCAACUCAGACAGCACCAUGGGCCAGUGCCGCCCAUCCCACAGGGGAAACAAGUAAUUUCUCCCAGCCCGAUCCACCCUCCCGUAUCAGCUCAGCAGCUACAGUCGGAGGAUGUGGUGGUUGAUGAAGAAUCUAUAAUGAAGGCCCAGAAGCACGCCAGAUGGGCCAUCUCAGCGUUAAAUUUUGAAGAUGUCCCCACUGCCAUCAGAGAACUGAGAGGAGCCUUGAAUUCUCUGGGCGCUGACUGACAUUGAAGCCGUGGAUUCUCGUUUGACUCUGUGCUUCUAGGACAUGGUGGACGCGCGUCUGGAAAUCACGAUCUGAAUUUGUGCUAGGCUACUCUAGUAUCAAACCCCAGGCUCGAUAUUGGAACUCUCCAGGUAGUUCAUUGCUGAUGUUCGUCCGAAUGAGAUGGCAUUGUUCUACGAAUAUAUCAGAAAAGGAAGGAAGCAAGCGUGCGUAUCUGUAUCAUCAUCUGUUGGGUAUUUCAUCUGUCAAGCAUUUUGUCUUGAGAAAGUGCAAAGAAUGAAACUCUCGGAGAUUCAAGUUCCA